UACGACAAUAUGGUAACGCUGGCUGUGAAAUUGCGACUCUGCGAGUCAGUGCUCCGUCCACCACCAUCAAGGUUGGACGUACGGCCGUGCUCUCCCUCCUCCUCCACCUCCUGAGUAUUCCUGGCGGGCAGCGAUGGGCAAGCAGAAGAGACGCAACGCCUUCUUCUACUUCAUGAUGGCCGAGAAACCCGAGGUGGAGAAGCGGCUCAAGAGAAAGGUGGAGAAGCGGCUCAAGAGAAAGGUCGAGAAGCGGCUCAAGAGAAAGGUGGAGAAGCGGCUCAAGAGAAAGGUGGAGAAGCGGCUCAAGAGAAAGGUGGAGAAGCGGCUCAAGAGAAAGGUGGAGAAGCGGCUCAAGAGAAAGGUGGAGAAGCGGCUCAAGAGAAAGGUGGAGAAGCGGCUCAAGAGAAAGGUGGAGAAGCGGCUCAAGAGAAAGGUGGAGAAGCGGCUCAAGAGAAAGGUGGAGAUGGCCAAGCUGGUGACGGCGGAGUGGCAGGCACUCCCGAAGGAACAGUGGAAGAAGUACCAGCUGAUGACCGGAGAAAGCAGGGAGAGGCUGGAGUGCCGAGGGGUGCCGCUGCGGUGCCUGGACGAGGCGGCCCGGGAGGAAAAGCACCAGGCCGAGGAGAUGAAGAGGGACAUUGCCGACUUGGUGGACAUGUACCGGAUGGGCAAUGGUGUCUGGUGUGUGCGUGCGAGUGUAUGCGUACAUGUGUGUGUGUGUGUGUGUGUGUGUUUACCUAGUUGUGACAUAUGGGAAAAGAGCUAUGUUGGUGCUGUCCCGUCUCCAUAUCCACUCUUAUCCAAUUUUUCCUUAACCUGGUGGUAGCAGCGGGGAUCAUGUUUCUUAAUGGUCCCUCCA
Molecule: messenger RNA, 859 nt
Organism: Eriocheir sinensis (Chinese mitten crab)
Lineage: Eukaryota; Metazoa; Arthropoda; Malacostraca; Decapoda; Varunidae
Product: trichohyalin-like
Exons: 3
Coding region: 134-826 (230 amino acids)
Source: RefSeq, a predicted model, not a curated record